Molecule: messenger RNA, 3876 nt
Organism: Hypoxylon fragiforme
Lineage: Eukaryota; Fungi; Ascomycota; Sordariomycetes; Xylariales; Hypoxylaceae
Exons: 5
Coding region: 1-3876 (1291 amino acids)
Biological process (GO): mitotic spindle organization; microtubule-based movement
Molecular function (GO): ATP binding; microtubule motor activity; microtubule binding
Source: RefSeq, a predicted model, not a curated record
AUGGAUGUCCACCUUCUUACCUACGACUUAUCUGGAGGGUUGGCGAAGCAGAUGUCUGCUGGACUGCUGGGAUUUCAACUUGAUGCCAUUUAUCACACUUCGAUAGAAUUAGAUGGCAUGGAGUACGUCUAUGACGGCGGUAUCCGUACGAUCCGUCCAGGCACUUCUCAUUUAGGCCAACCUCUUGAAAGAAUCCAUCUUGGGAAAACCGAACUACCAAUGGAGGUUAUAGUUGAAUAUCUUGAUUCAUUACGAGAAAUAUAUACUCCUCAGGCAUAUGAUCUUUUCCGGCACAACUGCAACAACUUCAGCAAUGACUUUUCCAUGUUCCUAAUUGGCAAAGGAAUCCCAGAGCACAUCACAAAUAUGCCCCAAACCGUUCUCGAUUCACCACUGGGUAUGAUGUUGCAGCCUAGGCUGGCGCAGAUGGUUGAGGAAAGAAAGGCUCAGCAAGGCGGGUUACUUGGCAUCCAGGACAAUGUCCCAACUCAGCCCAGCAAAGCUACUACCUCUUCUCGAAAUUCAACAGUCAUGAAUGUCACCAAUAUUCAAGUCUUGGACAAAAUUCUGCAAAACACCAAGAUUAAUGGAUCGUGCGCCAUCAUCUUCUUCACAAUGGCAUCCUGCGGCCCGUGCAAAGUACUCUAUCCUCUGUAUGACAACUUGGCCAAGGAUUAUGGAGAACACGUCACGUUCGUCAAGGUUGAUAUAAGACAAGCCUAUGAUAUUUCUACAAGGUAUUCCAUUACGGCGACACCUACUUUCAUGACUUUUCAAUACGGUGAAGAACUAGAUCGAUGGAUGGGCGGAGAUAAGUUUACGCUUGAAAGAAAUGUUGAAUUUCUUUCUCGACUCGCCAAGCCGUCUCAUCCACACAUGCAACUCUCUCUUCCUCACUUAGAAGCCGUCAAGUCAAAUCCUGUGCUCUACCAAAAGGUCCCCCCUCUUCCUAAAUUAUUGUCUAAGCUGGGACCCAAAGCAGAUGAACCCCCAAUCCAAGAGAUGAAGCAUUUCAUUGAAACUAGAACUUCCCAGGGUCCUUCUCAAGCUACGUUACCAGACCUGCAAUCAUUCUCGGGCUUCUUGCGUUCUUCUGCCCAAGAGCUGCCGAAGGAGAUUUUGUUUACAGUGGUAGACCUCUUCCGAUGUGCACUCAUGGACCCACGAAUCAGCGGUUGGUUCGCAGAGGAGGAGCAUCAUGCGACAGUUGUUGCCUUACUAAAUGCUGUGAAUAAGGAUUCUGGGUGUCCUUACCCUCUUCGACUCACAACGUUACAGAUGGCUUGUAAUCUGUUCUCGAGCCACCUUUACUCGGACCAGGUUAUCAACAAUGCGACCUUACGAAACUCUAUUACUGAUCUCCUGUCAUCUAGCUUCCUCGACGACAAUCACAAUAAUAUUCGGGUUGCAGCAUCAUCACUUCUCUUUAACGUUGCCUCUGCAAAUUACAAGAAGAGGGAGGAGGGAGCAGGUGAUGUUCUCACGGCGGCAUGUGAAGUAGAGCUAGCAGCAUCAGUUUUAGAAGCUAUCCGGCAAGAAGAGUCAUCUAGUGAGGCGCUACAUGGCAUGCUGCUAGGAUUGGGAUAUCUAGCAUAUCGCAUGCCGAUGGAAGGGGAUAUGGUAGAUCUGCUGAAGGUUAUGGAUGCCCAAGGAACCGUACUGGACAAGAAGAAGAAAUUCCCCGAUGAACCCCUGGUAGAGGAGGCCAUGCCCGUCUACGGCAUUCCAUACCCAUAUUACGAGCUGCGCACGAGCGACAUUCUCGACGACUUCCGCAAGACACUACUACUCGAAUUCCUGCUGCUGCCACUACCAACACUAUCACUACCACCAUCACCAUCACCAUUUCUACUAACAGCACUACCAGCAACAGCAGCAACAUAUCCACUUGCACCAAGCAAGCUAUUAUUACGCAUACCAGCGUUACGAACAUCAUUCCUGCGGGACAGUACCACUACCACCACUACCAAUUACAACAGGAAUUCAAAUCCAACAUUACCUCCGACGACUGGAAUGCGUCCCCGACAACACCACAACAAUAACAACAACAUGAGCAUGGGUAUGGGGAUGCAUAUGAGGAUGCGGGAGGUGCGCUCCUCGGCCUCGACGCCGUCGCUGAGGUCUCGCGACGGAGUACUGCCGCCGCACAUGAGGAUGGACGCCGGAGGCAACGUGAGAGUCGUCGUGCGCGUGAGGGCGUUUUUGCCUAGAGAAAUCGAAAGAGGCGCAGAGUGUCUGAUCAGCAUGGACCCUCACACGCAACAGACCACACUGCACGUGCCCAACGACGCCGACCCCGCGAACACGCGCGCCAAGUCGCGCAAGGUGAUGGAGGACAAGUCCUUCACGUUCGACAACUCCUUCUGGAGCCACGACAUGGAGGAUGAGGACUACGCGCACCAGGAGGACGUGUACAACUGCCUGGGCGAGGACUUCCUCGACCACAACUUCGAGGGCUACCACACGUGCAUCUUCGCCUACGGCCAGACGGGUUCGGGAAAAUCGUACACGAUGAUGGGGACCCCCGACGAGCCGGGCCUGAUCCCGCGCACGUGCGAGGACCUGUUCCAGCGCAUCGAGGCCGCGCAGAACGAGACGCCCAACAUCUCGUACCACGUGCGCGCGUCUUACUUCGAGGUCUACAACGAGCAUGUCCGCGACCUGCUCGUCCCCGUCGUCCCCAACCAGGGCCCCUACUACCUCAAGAUCCGCGAGUCCCCCACCGAGGGCCCCUACGUGAAGGAUCUGACCGAGGUGCCUGUCCGCAACCUGGGCGAGAUCCUUAGGUACAUGAAGGCUGGCGACUCGAGCCGCACGACGGCGAGCACCAAGAUGAACGACACGAGUAGUCGCAGCCACGCGGUUUUCACCAUCAUGCUGAAGCAGAUCCACCAUGACAUGGAUACGGACGAGACGACGGAGCGUAGCUCGCGGAUCCGGCUCGUGGAUUUGGCGGGUAGCGAGCGCGCCAAGUCGACGGAAGCGACGGGGGCGCGCUUGCGCGAGGGUAGCAACAUCAACAAGUCGCUCACGACACUGGGCCGCGUGAUAGCAGCACUAGCGGACCCCAAGCAGAGCAGCCGAAAUGGUGGAAAGCGGACCCGAGACAUCGUGCCGUACCGUGACUCGAUCCUGACAUGGCUGCUCAAGGACUCCCUAGGAGGCAACAGCAAGACGGCGAUGAUCGCGUGCAUCGCACCGUCGGACUACGAGGAAACGCUGUCGACGCUGCGGUACGCGGACCAGGCGAAGCGAAUUCGCACGCGCGCCGUCGUCAACCAGGACCACAUCAGCACGGCGGAGCGCGACGCGCAGAUCGCGGCCAUGGCCGAGGAGAUCCGCCUGCUGCAGCUGUCGGUGUCGGACUCGCAGCGCCGUGAGCGCACUGCGAAAGAGAGCGAGGAGAGGCUGGAGGAGUACCAGAACCGUGUGGGAUCCAUGCAGAGAAUGAUGGAGGAGCGCAGCCUCGUGGCUGAAGGCAAGAUCCGCAGUCUGCAGACGGAGAACGAGGCGCUCAGGCUGCACCUUAAGCUUGCUCUCGAUAGUCUUAAGAACCCGAUUCCGGAGGUCGUCGUUAGGGAGGAUAAAGACGUGAAGGAGAAUAUGGGUAUGGGUGUGGGUGUGGGUGCGCCGAUGAAGGAGGGGGUGCAGAGUAGACGCGAUAGUCUAGUUGACGAGGCAUAUUACGGUGGUGAGGACGACGGAUACGAGUCGGAGCCGUUCGAGGAGGAGAACGGCGGUGCUGGUGACGAUGUGGGGGAUUACAUGCACGAUCUGCUCGAGGACCUGGCGCUGUUUAGGAGGAAGAUUGGGGAUGAUAAGGGUCGGUUCUUGAGUGAUGGAACAGAUGGUCGUGAGAUUGGGGGCGAGGACUGA